AUGCUCCAGUGGCCAUCACUUGCAGGAACGCCACAUGCUCCACUGCCCACCGGCGUCGCUGGCCUUUCUCGGUCGGAUCUCACUCUUCAGCCCCAGUUCGCGAUCUGUCUGCUGACGUCCGAGGUCAGCUUGCCUGGAAUGGUCUUCUUCGGGAGCGAACCUUUCCACCCCAUGCCGCCGACUCCACCGCUGAAGCAUCCAUCGGAUCCUGCAUGCUUGGUCGACCACGAAGGCGUGCCGGUGAACGGGCAGGCGGUGCGGUUCGCGGCCCGAAUGCUCGAGCUCGACUCGCUAGGCCAUGGCGGCAUCAAGAUCAGCAGCAGUCUCUCACACGGUUACGUUACCCUGAAGAGUCGUCACAUCUGCCGGCCAUUUCUCAAGGCCAUUGCCGGUGCCACCAAGGAGAUAGAUCCCGCGGACGCCCACGCGUGCUUGGCGUUCCCGGAUGCCGGUCCGAAGGCGGAGCAGGCGGUGGUGAUUAGUGGAUAUCAGACGGAGAGGCCAAGGCUAAGUUAUAGCUCCACUCUGUACGCCAUGAAGACUACCUGUGGAAACUUCGACCUCACUCUUCGGAGUUGGAAGUUGAAAUGGCAUUAUAUUGCUUCGAAUAAAGAGUUACAGUGA
Messenger RNA from Musa acuminata AAA Group (dessert banana), 624 nucleotides. RefSeq lists its product as uncharacterized. The record is from RefSeq and is a predicted model, not a curated record. Bases 1 to 624 code for a protein of 207 amino acids. Lineage: Eukaryota; Viridiplantae; Streptophyta; Magnoliopsida; Zingiberales; Musaceae. The transcript has 2 exons.